AUGGGUAAGGAGGACAAGACUCACAUCAACAUCGUCGUUAUCGGCCACGUCGAUUCCGGCAAGUCCACCACCACUGGUCACCUGAUCUACAAGUGCGGUGGUAUCGACCAGCGUACCAUCGAGAAGUUCGAGAAGGAAGCCGCUGAGCUCGGUAAGGGUUCCUUCAAGUACGCUUGGGUUCUUGACAAGCUCAAGUCCGAGCGUGAGCGUGGUAUCACCAUCGACAUUGCCCUCUGGAAGUUCCAGACUGGCAAGUAUGAGGUCACCGUCAUUGACGCCCCCGGUCACCGUGACUUCAUCAAGAACAUGAUCACUGGUACCUCCCAGGCUGACUGCGCUAUCCUCAUCAUUGCCUCCGGUACUGGUGAGUUCGAGGCUGGUAUCUCCAAGGAUGGCCAGACUCGUGAGCACGCUCUGCUUGCUUUCACCCUCGGUGUCCGUCAGCUCAUUGUUGCCCUCAACAAGAUGGACACCUGCAAGUGGUCCGAGGACCGUUACAACGAAAUCGUUAAGGAGACCUCCAACUUCAUCAAGAAGGUCGGCUACAACCCCAAGGGUGUUCCUUUCGUCCCCAUCUCCGGUUUCAACGGUGACAACAUGCUCGAGCCCUCCCCCAACUGCCCCUGGUACAAGGGUUGGGAGAAGGAGACCAAGGCCGGCAAGGUCACCGGUAAGACCCUCCUCGAGGCCAUCGACGCCAUCGAGCCCCCCGUCCGUCCCUCCAACAAGCCCCUCCGUCUUCCCCUCCAGGAUGUCUACAAGAUCUCCGGUAUUGGAACUGUUCCCGUCGGUCGUGUCGAGACCGGUAUCAUUGCCCCUGGUAUGGUCGUGACCUUCGCUCCCGCCAACGUCACCACUGAAGUCAAGUCCGUUGAGAUGCACCACCAGCAGCUCAAGGAGGGUGUCCCCGGUGACAACGUUGGUUUCAACGUCAAGAACGUUUCCGUCAAGGAGGUUCGCCGUGGUAACGUUGCCGGUGACUCCAAGAACGACCCCCCUCUUGGCUGUGAGAGCUUCACCGCCCAGGUCAUCGUCCUCAACCACCCCGGUCAGGUCGGCGCUGGUUACGCUCCCGUCCUGGACUGCCACACUGCUCACAUUGCUUGCAAGUUCGCUGAGCUCCUUGAGAAGAUUGACCGCCGUACCGGAAAGUCUGUUGAAUCUUCCCCCAAGUUCAUCAAGUCCGGUGACGCUGCCAUCGUCAAGAUGAUUCCCUCCAAGCCCAUGUGUGUUGAGGCUUUCACUGACUACCCCCCUCUUGGUCGUUUCGCUGUCCGCGAUAUGCGCCAGACUGUUGCUGUCGGUGUUAUCAAGGCUGUUGAGAAGAAGGAGGGUGGUUCCGGUAAGGUUACCAAGGCCGCCCAGAAGGCCGGUAAGAAAUAA
Molecule: messenger RNA, 1383 nt
Organism: Aspergillus niger
Lineage: Eukaryota; Fungi; Ascomycota; Eurotiomycetes; Eurotiales; Aspergillaceae
Exons: 4
Coding region: 1-1383 (460 amino acids)
Biological process (GO): translation; translational elongation
Molecular function (GO): GTP binding; translation elongation factor activity; GTPase activity
Source: RefSeq, a predicted model, not a curated record